CCCCCCCCCCCCCCCUCUUUCUCUCUCUCUCUCUCAACAUAUAUACCUGCAUCCACCACGGAUUAAUAUGUUUCACUUCAAUGGAUAUAUAACGCCAUUCUCAUCAUCGAUCUCUCACUUCCGAUACUAAGUAACACUGCUCCUCAUCAAUAUCCGUUCAUUGCUUUAUGAAUCUCCACCCUGCAAUACUUGCUUCCUCAUCAUGGAUGAUAAUCCAAGCGAAUUCAGUACCAGUUCCACUAAAUUCCUUCCCCAAGGAACUAACUUUUUCUGGAAAACACUUUCCCAUCUCUCCUCAAACCCCCUCUUCUCCAUUCUAGUCACUGUAUACGCUCUGGUUUUCCUCUACUUCCCUGGCCAUCUCCUCAGAGUUGUUUUCUCUCCGGUGCUCAUCUCAACUGGAACUCUACUGCUGACCCUUCUCAGGUUAGGAGCAAACCAAACGGCGGAAAAUGAAUCGAUGAUCAAUUCUGCCGAACCAGAACCAACACCAUCUGAUCAUCUCGAUUCCGCGGAUGAUCAAGAUUGCAAAUGGGUGUCUUCGAAGACCAAUGUGGAGUCCAGAAGCGAUAUGGGUUUCUGCUUGGAGUUGGAUCUGGACCCGGAACCGGGCCCGUUUUACGCCGAGAGCUCCUUCGUCGAGUGGAACGUAGGAGCGCCAUUGGAGGUCAUCUACGAGUUAGAGUACGAGGGUGAAGAAGAGGAGCAAAACGACGACGUUCCAGCAGGGAACCAAGAUACCCGUCCGUCCUCCAUGGAGAGAUACCCGUCGCUGUCGCUGUACUACCCGGAAACUGACUCGGACACCUCCUCUGACGGCGGGUUCCCUGACGCCGGCGGCUGGAACACGCUGGAGGGCAUCUGCAUCAGAUGGGACGAAGAGGAUAGGGAAGGGUUGAUAGAGAUUACGCUCGACGGGAAGAGAAGGAGCGAACAGUUUCACUUCGAAGAAGAGAACCUCAUUGAGAUUGACAUAUCUCCGGCGAGAAUUCGCGAGUUCGCCGGUGAGAAGGUGAAUUUUCCGGCCACGCUUGGGUUGAUUUAACCGUGAUGAGUGAAAGAUAAGAUAGGGAAUUAAUGCAUUUGGACGCGUAAAAAAACAAAAAAAGAUUUUGGACUUUUGUUUGUGUAAUCCGUGUUUUGGGUCGUGGGUUUGGGUUUGAUAGAUGGAUAGAUAGAUAGAUUAUAGAUAGAUGGCCCUCCUAUUACCUCAAUGUGCAUGUAUACUCCUUAAAAGUCGCUAAAUCCCAAUAUUUGAAUGACUAUUAUACCCUUGCUUUUAUAUCAAAUAAUUAAA
Molecule: messenger RNA, 1297 nt
Organism: Diospyros lotus (date-plum)
Lineage: Eukaryota; Viridiplantae; Streptophyta; Magnoliopsida; Ericales; Ebenaceae
Exons: 1
Coding region: 203-1045 (280 amino acids)
Source: RefSeq, a predicted model, not a curated record